GGCGGCGGCGGCGGCGGCGGCGUCUCCCGCCGCGGACGUCCGGGCGCGGAACCUUGGGGCCCGGCCGAUUGGACGGUCAGUGGGUGAGCCGCCCCCGGGGAUGGGGCCGGGCUGAGCCUCCGCCGCCGGACGAGCAGGGUGGCCAGGGAUGGAGGCGCCCGCGGAGCUGAGCGUCGAAGCGGUGCUGCGCUUCCUCCGGGAGCGCGGGGGGCGGGCCCCGCACGCCGAGCUGGUGCAGCGCUUCAGGGGUGCCCUGGGCGGGGACCCCGAGCAACGCGCCCGCGCCCGCGCCCGCUUCAAGGAGCUGGUGAACGCCGUGGCCACGGUGCGCACCGACCCUGCCGACGGCUCCAAGUUCGUGCACCUCAAGAAGAGGUUCUUGGAGGGGGCCCCGCCGGACCUGCCCCGCGCCUCGGGGACCGCAGAGCCCGAGGCCAGCCGCGGCGCCCCGCCGGAGUUCCCAGACGGCGGCCAGCGCUCGGAGGCGGCGUCCCCCGCGGCGUCCCCGCGUCCGGGCGGCGGGCCGGGCGAUGGGGGGCCGCCGGGCGUGGACAGCGAGAGCUGCCGCGGGCCACCCCUGAGCGCCGGGGCCCGGCCCAGGAACCCGCGGCGGGACGCGCAGCCUAACCCCCGCGGGCCGGGCCCCGGGCCCAGCGAGGACCCGGCGCCCGCCCCCGCCCCGCCCCGCCCCGCCCACGGCUGCGCGGAGACGGACGCGGGAACCGCCCCCGGGGGAGUCAGCACCCCGAGGCCGACCCGCCAGAGCCUCCGAGACCUCGUGAUGGGCAGCUCCCCGCAGCUGAAGAGGAGCGUCUGUGCGGGGGGAAGCAGCCCGGGGAGCUCCUCUGGCGGAGGACGCGGCAAGGGCGGAGGCGACUCGGACAGCGCAUCUGUCGCUUCUUCGUCUGCAGAGGAGGAGAGCGGCGCGGGCUCGGUGACGCUGGACCCUCUGGAACACGCCUGGAUGCUUUCAGCCUCGGACGGCAAGUGGGACAGCCUCGAAGGCCUGCUCACUUGCGAGCCCGGCCUGCUGGCCAAGCGGGACUUCAUCACCGGCUUCACCUGCCUGCACUGGGCCGCCAAGCAUGGCAGGCAGGAGCUGCUGGCCAUGCUGGUCAACUUCGCCAGCAAACACCAGCUGCCAGUGAACAUAAACGCCAGGACGAGCGGAGGCUACACGGCCCUGCACCUGGCUGCCAUGCACGGGCACGUGGAGGUGGUCAAGUUGCUGGUGGGGGCUUACGACGCAGACGUGGACAUCAGGGACUACAGUGGGAAAAAGGCCUCCCAGUAUCUGAGUCCGAGCAUCGCGGAGGAAAUCAAGAACCUCGUGGGAGCCCUGGACGAGGACGAUGGAGACUGUGCCGCUGGCGGCGGGGGUGGGCGCUGGAGCCUAUCCAAGGUGCUCCCUUCACACCUCAUCACCUACAAACUCUCACACGUCCUGGAGGAUGGAGGAGACCACCACCACCACCACCACCACCACCACCACUUGACCGACGGAUGGGCUGGAGGCAAAGUGAAGGAUCCAGGUCGCAAGGCCCCUGGCAGCUCUAGUGGACGAAUAAAACCCAGACUCAAUAAAAUACGCUUUCGGACUCAGAUCAUCCACACUACACCCUCUUUUAGAGACCCGGAGCAGCCACUGGAGGAGGAGGGGGAGGAGGAAGAGGAGGAUCGGGCUCUUAAAGGACACUCAUCCUCCUUCAAAUUGAGGCCGAAGUCCAAUGUGUUUGGGUAAAAAUAAUUUCUUUUAGAAAAUACUAGGUUUAUUGGUCUUCGGAAAUAUAAUACCAAGUGUACAAGAAACUGAGACUAGAAAAGAAGGUAAAUUCUGCAUUCUUACUUGGGGCGUUUGAAUGGGUGGGAAGAAUUCCUUGAACAGCGUUCUGGGUUGCAGUAGGUUUACAGGUGGUUUCAUCAAACCUUGCCCUAGGCCCCUUUUCCCCAUGCCACCCCUCUGCCCUGGAGUCCCUGUUUCUGAGGACUGAAAAUGUAUUUAAAUUGGGUGUACAGAAUGCAUGAUUGAGGGUUCCUUUGAUUUUACCAAUACUGGCUGCCAUGCAAAAUAAGGAAUAUUGCACUUUUAUAUUUCUAUUUUUAAAAGUGGUUACUCUUCCAAGAGCAACAAGAAAUGCAAGUUGUAGUGAAAUUAUACAUGUGAACAAAACUACAUACUGCCCUGAUUUUUGGUUUUUUACUUACUGCAUUUACCUGCUAAAAUACUACUGAAGGUCAAGUCAAAGUUGAAAAGCAAAAAUACUAUUUAGAGAAUAAUGUGAAUGAAAAUAGUAUCCUGUUUGUAUCGUAAAUAGUGCUCAACUAUUUUUUUAAAGGAAAUUUCAACUUUAAUCACUGAACUAAAGAAAUAGGCAACAUUCUUCAUUUUUGAGGUAAUCUGUACUGUGGUUUCCUCUUCACUAUCUAGUAUCAGUGCACUCAGUAUUAAGGUACCUUAUUAAUAGCUACACACGUUUUUAUUUAAAGAGAACACUUAAUCUAUGGUACUUUUACUUAAACAUUGCCUCUGGUUCUGAUUCUCACUAAUUUGUUUUGCUAUUCUAAAAGGCCAGUUUUAAUUCUAGGAAUCAUAUAACCAUUGGUUCUAUUUGACAUUACCCUAUUUGAUGAUGCUUAGAUGUGAAUUGCCUACAGAAGCUGUCUCUGGUUUAGAUGACUAGCAAAAAUUGGCAUAAAUGUUAAUGAGCCUAUGCUUCUGUGAAGUAAUUAUUAAAUCAAUGAUUCUUACAUAAAGUACACUUUUAUUUUACUAAUAAAAUACACUCAUAGUCUGUGCUUUGUAGCAAUUUUGCAAAUGUUUUUAAUACUAAAGACUUUCCAUUUUCCAAUGUUUCCUUGAAUCUGAUAGAGAUGUACAGUGAAGUUAUUAAAAGGCUGGAUAGUAAAUCUACCCAGUUAAAAAUAGCACUUUAUAAAAGGGGAAAGAGAGAGAUGGGACCAUUUCUUUAUUUAAAUGCUGCUGGCUAUUGAAUUAUUUUGUAUAUAAAUGAAAAAAUACCUUUCAUUAAAAUUACAGAGUUUAAAUGUAGUUCUUAAUUAUAUUUCAUUCAAAUUUGUUAGGGUAAAUGUUUAUAUAAUUAUUGUAGAAUUUAACUCACAAGCAUAUUAAGUUGAUUUGUAACAGAUUCAAAACAACAUUGUGGGAGAUUAAUUCUAACAAAUCCAUCUCCCUUAGUCUUUUUAGUCUCCCUAACUGCUGAAACCUAAGAAUCUGCAGCCCAUAAAGGUUAAAGAGUGAGUUAACAGCUUGCAGAGUGAAUGAACCAAUAUAUAAAUCACACAGAACUGCAGAGUUUAGAGAGUUCUAGAUCUUUACUUUCCCAAGUGGGAGAAAUUUGUACGACAUUUGUCACACCUUUAUAGAUAGCAAUUGAAUUUGUUUAAAGACAUCAAAAAUAUUCACAUAAAAUAUGUAAACUAUUAUCCAUUUGUGUGCCUUUUUGUUUUAGGAUUAUGGAAAUGGGCUAUGUACAUUUGAGAAGCACCUUUAUCCAUACAUGUGGGUAAGAACAGUCCAAUUUUGUAUAAACAGAGGUUCCUUGAAGGUGAAAAACGGCCGCUUGUUUGGAAUCCUAUACACAUUACCUGUAUCUAGUAUAGAACAAGCUAUAUAACUUCCCACUGAGGAAUCUUACAUUUCAUUGACAUAUAAAGCUAAAGAGAACUAUAAAAAAUAGGUACUUCAGAACCUUCUAAAUGUUCUAAUGAAGUCAAUAUUAAUCUCAGAACAUGUGUAUUAGUAAUAAUUGCACAAAAUCUAUAAUUUACUAGAUCUUUAGAGAUGGAGUCAAUACUUCAUUUAACCUGCUAUUCACACUAAAGAUUUUUAACUUUUCCAAUAAAAUCUAACUCUAAAUUUUCAAAAAUCAUUCCUGAAUGCUACUUCUAGCAUUAUUUGUCAUGAUGUGCUCGUGUGCAAUAAGUAUAGCAUUUUCAUCUACUUAAACUCUACAUUCCUCUUAUUUUUCAAUUUCCAAAUUGAGAUGAUUAAAAGCAAAGGAUUUGUGUAACUUGAUUUUGUGGAGUUGUGUCUGCUGUUAAUGGAAAUAUAUAUGUCAAUUACUUAGAUGUUUGUUGAUAUGAAAGUGUAUGGGGUAGAAAACCCAAGUAUGUCCACAUGUUUCUUAUAGGUACACUUGAAACUAUUGAAUGUUUGGUCACAGUUCUCUUCACCUUUAUGGUAUGUAAAAUGCAGCUAGUUUAUACAAUGAAAAUCUGGUACUAUUUUAUUCGUGACUGAAAUCGUAGGAGUCUAGGAUGCUAGUCUUAUUUUUUAAACAAGUGAAACUUUGGUAGUUUUAGAGUGUAUAAUUUGUAAAAGUUUGUUUUGCCAAAAUAAAAGAUUCACACUACAUUUUUUUC
Messenger RNA from Nyctereutes procyonoides (raccoon dog), 4383 nucleotides. RefSeq names its product sosondowah ankyrin repeat domain family member C (gene SOWAHC). NCBI's taxonomy places the organism in Eukaryota, Metazoa, Chordata, Mammalia, Carnivora, Canidae. The record is from RefSeq and is a predicted model, not a curated record. Gene Ontology annotation, molecular function: protein binding.